AUGGUGAGACCAGCGAGAGACGCCAUCGAUUCUUACAUGAGCAUCACUGGCGCUUCCGAGUCACUCGCGAUUCAGAGACUUGAGGAACAUGGCAAUAACCUCACUGAAGCCAUCAAUGGCCACUUCAGGGAUGUGGAAAGAAGCAUUCUUGAUCCAAACUUAGAUAGUCGUUCAGAAUACAAUGUUGUGGAAGAUAGCAAUCAGGUUCGUGGUAGUGAGACUAGGCCAGUCCCAGGCGGACUUCCAUCUCUUCUCUCGGCUGCUCGGUCGUUUAGACCGUCGUUGCUUCUUGAUCCCAAUUACAGAAGAAAUAUCCUUAGGCAGCUCAGUGGCUCUGCUAAUUCUGGAAUUCCCCCUCCAUCAUCUCACACAGGAGAAGUCACAGGGUUCCCUGCUCACUCUACUUGGGGGAAUGAUCAGCUCCGUCCUCCUGGACUUGGAGAUGCUAGACAUUCACCAAGCUACGGAUCCCAGGUCCAUGGUGGAACACAUAGGGAUGCUGAGUCACCUGUCUAUAGCAACGAUGCAGAAGAAGAAAUGAUCAGAGCUGCCAUUGAGGCUUCGAAGAAGGAUUUUCAAGAGGGUCGUCACACAGGACAUAGUUUGGAUAAUGAUCCAUCUAGCGUUUUAUCUCCAAGAGCGGUUAUUAAUCGGGAAGAUGAGGACAUUGCUCGUGCAAUUUCGAUGUCCUUAGAGAUGGAAGAGCAAGAGCAUGCAAUGCGAGAGCAACUAGCUGAACUUAUGCCUCACUCUGUGGAGCCUCACGGCCCAUGUCAAUCUAAUACAAAUGAAAGUAGCAGAUAUAAGCCUGGGAGCUCUUCAAUGCAAGACAAACGUGAAGACAUGAAACAAAAGCAGCCUAUUGAUACGAGCUCUCAGCAAGGACAUGAUCUCCAGAAUGUUGUAGGUUCUUAUCCUGAAGAGUGGGGUGGCAUUCCGUCAAAAGAGCUACAGGAGGCAAUAAUGCUGGAAAAGGCACUCUUUAGUGGAGUAGCUCAAGAGAGUACUUCACAUAAUAAUCAGCCUGGGAUUCACAUGGAGUCACAGUCUCCCGAUCAGAGGGUCAUCGGAGAGGAACCUGAGGGAUCUUUCACUAAGAAGAGGGCAGCGCUUCCUGUCGAGCCAACAGUUGAAAAUGAAGAUGCCAUCACUCUACUUGUUAAAAUGCCAGAUAGCAGCCGUCAUGGUCGUCGCUUUCUCAAAUCAGACAAACUUAAGUACCUUUUUGACUUCAUAGAUACUGCUGGAUUAGUUCAACCAGGCACAUAUAGAGUGGUUAGACCAUAUCCUCGACGUGCUUUCAGCCUUCAAGACGGUGCCUUAACUUUUGAGGAACUAAGUCUCACCAACAAACAAGAAGCAUUGUUUCUAGAGCUACUGUAA
Molecule: messenger RNA, 1383 nt
Organism: Arabis nemorensis
Lineage: Eukaryota; Viridiplantae; Streptophyta; Magnoliopsida; Brassicales; Brassicaceae
Source: the annotation of a GenBank genome assembly